GCGCAGUUGCACUGCUCUCACACACUCACCUACCAACACAGAUCAGUCAGACAGAAUUACACACACACACACUCACACACCUCUCAUUCCAACUCUAUCUAAUGCUGAGAUCCUUCUGACAGUUCACAUGUUAUCGGGUUCAUCUGAGCUCAGACAUCCAGUAGGACCCCCUCUGGUGUCUUUCCCUGUGUCCCCUCUGGGGUUCAGUCUGUAUCUCUGCUGGAGCUGGACCAAAACGCACAUCUCUGAUACACAUCCUAUGGACAAAGGCUUGAGUGAUAAGAGUUAGGUGGAGAUAGAGAAAGACAGACAGAGAGAUAGAGAGACAGUGGGUUGGGGGAUUGAAAAGCCUGAGCUGGUUGCUGAGGCAAGGCAAGGAACCGUUGUCAACAGUGACGCAGGAGCAGCAUGUCUCAGAUGAAACGAUACACUUACAGCAGGACCACCAGCAGCGGCAGCAGCAGGAUGAGUUCAGAUGGAGGGGGGCGGCCUAUUAAGGUGGGCUCUCUGGUUGAGGUCAUUGGUAAAGGUCAUCGAGGCACCGUGGCAUAUAUUGGAAACACCCUCUUUGCCUCUGGAAAAUGGGUGGGCGUCAUUCUAGAGGAAGCUAAAGGCAAGAACGAUGGCACUGUGCAGGGUAAACGAUAUUUCACCUGUCAGGAGAACCAUGGGAUAUUUGUACGCCAAUCACAGAUUCAGUUAGUAGAAGAUGGGGCCGACACGACAUCUCCUGACACACCUGAAGCUGCCACCUCCAAAAUGCUGAAGCGGGAGAUGAUUGAAGGUCCAAAGUCAAACAAAGUGCGAGGAACCAAACCCAAAAAGGUGCUGCAUGUUUCUCUAACCUCUCUUUCCAUUGCAAUGGCACCUACGACUCGUAAGACCACCACCAGAAGGCCCAAGCAAACGCGGGCUGGAGUGGGGGUGAAGGUGGGCUCAGGAUCAGCUUCUGCUGGAGAGAUGAGCAGCAGUGAACCCAGCACACCUGCCCAAACACCACUGGCUGCUCCAGUUAUACCUUCACCUGUGGGAACACUGCCUUCGCCGGGGGCUCCUCCCAUCCCGGGACCCAGCAAGGAAGAGGAGUCACUGCGUGCCCAGGUGAAGGAUCUGGAGGAGAAGCUGGAGACGCUGAAGAUGAAGAGGACAGAGGACAAGGCAAAGCUGAAGGAGCUUGAGAAGCACAAGAUUCAGCUGGAGCAGCUACAGGAGUGGAAGAGUAAGAUGCAGGAACAACAAAAUGAACUUCAGAAACAACUCAAAGAGGCCAAGAGGGAAGCUAAGGAAGCUCUUGAAGCUAAAGACCACUAUAUGGAAGAGAUGGCAGAUACAGCAGAUGCCAUUGAGAUGGCCACACUGGAUAAGGAAAUGGCUGAAGAACGGGCCGAGUCACUGCAACUGGAGGCUGACGCUCUAAAAGAGAGAGUGGACGAGCUGACCAUGGACAUGGAGAUACUCAAACAUGAGAUAGAGGAAAAAGGAUCGGAUGGAGCAGCAUCUAGUUACCAUGUGAGGCAGUUAGAGGAGCAGAAUGCUCGACUGAAGGAGGCUUUGGUGAGGAUGCGUGACUUAUCUGCAUCAGAGAAACAAGAGCAUGCAAAGCAACAGAAACUAAUGGAGGAGAAGAAUUUUGAGCUGGAUGCGCUGAGAUGCCAGAGAGAGAAACUACAGGAGGAAGUGAAGAUGUCUGAGAAAACGAUUGAUGAGCUCAAAGAACAAGUGGAUGUUGCUCUCGGGGCGGAGGAGAUGGUGGAGAUGUUGACCGAUCGUAAUCUAGACCUGGAGGAGAAAGUACGGGAGCUCCGAGAAACUGUCUCAGAUCUGGAAGCCAUCAAUGAGAUGAAUGAUGAGCUGCAGGAGAACGCCAGAGAGACGGAGCUGGAGUUGAGAGAGCAGCUGGAUCUGAGUGCUGCCAGCGUCAGGGAGGUGGAGAAGCGGGUGGAGGCGGCACAAGAAACAGUGGCAGACUAUCAGCAGACCAUCCAGAAAUACAGAGAGCUCACCGCACACCUGCAGGAGGUGAACAGGGAGCUGAUGAGCCAACAGGAAGCCAGCACCGAGCAGCAGCAACAGCCCGCAGAGAUCUUCGAUUUCAAGAUCAAAUUUGUGGAAACCAAAGCGUACGCCAAGGCCAUAGAAAUGGAGCUGCGUAAAAUGGAGGUAGCUCAGGCUAACAGACAGGUCUCACUGCUGAUUUCCUUCAUGCCUGACUCCUUCCUGAAACACGGAGGAGACCAUGACUGCAUCCUGGCUCUGCUGCUCAUCCCACGACUCAUCUGCAAGGCAGAGCUGAUCAGUAAGCAGGCCCAGGAGAAGUUUGAGUUGACUGAGAUGUGCUCUGAGAAGCCUGGCUUGAGAGGAGCCGUCGGAGAGCAGCUGAGCUUCGCUGCUGGACUCAUCUAUUCUCUCACACUGCUACAGGCAACACUGCACAAAUAUGAACAUGCUCUGAGUCAGUGCAGUGUGGACGUGUACAAGCGUGUGGGUUCUCUGUACUCUGAGAUGAGCGUUCAUGAGCGAUCCCUGGAUUUCCUCAUAGACCUCUUGUACAAAGACCUGCUGGAUGAAACAGUCAAUGUGCAACCCCUUACCAAAGCUAUUAAAUACUAUCAGCACCUUUACAGCAUUCAUCUCGCUGAACAGCCUGAGGACUGUACCAUGCAGCUGGCAGACCACAUCAAAUUUACCCAGAGUGCUCUUGACUGUAUGGCAGUGGAGGUGGGGCGUCUGAGGGCCUUCAUACAGACAGGACAGGGCGAGGAAGCAUUUUGUGUGCUGCUGAAGGAUCUGGACACUUCCUGUAGUGACAUACGACAGUUCUGCAAGAAGAUCCGUCGUCGCAUGCCAGGCACAGAUGCACCAGGCAUCCCAGCUGCCCUCAGCUUCGGAACUCAGGUGUGUGAGACCCUGGCAGAGAGCAGAAGGCAGCUGGCCUGGGUGAAUGCAGUGCUGCAGGAAGUGGCAGCGGCAGCCGCUCAGCUCAUCGCCCCUCUCAGCGAACAUGAGGGACUGCCAGACGUCAAACUGGAAGACAUGGCCUUUAAAGCAGCUGAACAGAUCUAUGGGUCGCAGGGCAUAAACCCUCAAGAGUGUCUGCGCCAGUCAUGCAGUGUUGUCAUAGCCACCAUGAACAAGAUGGCUACUGCUAUGCAGGAGGGAGAAUAUGACUCUGAAAGACCACAGAAUGGUAUAUCUCCUGUGGAAGUCCGAGCGGCAACACUAAGGGCAGAAAUCACUGAUGCUGAAGGACUCGGCCUCAAACUUGAAGACAGAGAAACUGUCGUCAAAGAGCUGAAGAAAUCCCUUAAAAUAAAGGGAGAGGAACUAAGUGAGGCCAGUGUGCGUCUCAGUUUACUGGAGAAAAAGCUGGACAGCGCAUCUAGAGAUGCGGAUGAGCGUGUGGAGAAGAUCCAGAUGGUCCUAGAUGAGACAAUUUCACUCCUGAAAAAGAAGGAAAAGGAGUUUGAGGAGACCAUGGAUGCUCUCCAGGCUGACAUAGACCAACUAGAGGCAGAGAAAGUAGAGCUUAAGCAGAGAAUCAUCAGCCAAUCAAAGAUGACCAUGGACGGCCUGAGAGGAAGCCAAGCCUCUGGCAUUGCCUCCAUUGUGACUUGUGGCAUCACUGCUGAAGAACAAAAAGGUGUAUGUGUGGCUGCUGGAGUGCAAGUGAUAGAUUCUCCACUGCUGACUCAGCAGAUUGAAGCUCAGCGACUCAGUUUAAAACACCUGAAGAACGAGAACAACAGACUAAAGGCAGAAAAGAUGCGUGCUCAGCUGGCAUCUCUUCCUCCUCUGAAUGUGCCAAAACUGGGCUGGCGAGAGGGCUGCAGGCCGGAGGUGCUGUCCAGCGCGCUCUACCGCAAAACAGACCAACUGCUGGAUACUCUCCUCCAGAUGAGUGCCAAUGUCAAAGUGGUGGACAUCACUGGGAAAUCUCCAGUGAGUCCCAGUGCGCAGCUCCUAGAGCAAACCGCAAGACUGCAGUCGCUCAGUGACACUCUCGAUAGGCUUAAGGAUGAGGUUGCUGAACAUGUAGUGACUCACAGGCCCGGUGCUCAAGUCUCGUCUGAUUUCGCCACUUUUCCCUGCGCUUCCUUUGUGAAGGCAAAGGAGGAGAAGAAAGGAGAUGCUGUGCUGGUUGGUCGUGUGAUGAUGCCUUGCACGCGAGGACAGGAACAGGUGCAUCGUCUGGUGCUUUCAAACACACAGUUACAAAGAGUUCAUCGCCUUCUCCAGACUUAAAAUAAUACCAAAAAACCAAACUUGCUCACAUUCAGUCUUCAAAACACACGUUGAAACAACAGAUGGUGACUGUAUCUACGGUUUGACAAGCCCACACAAGUCAAGCAUUUUGAGUCCUUUGAAUAUGAUUAUAUCUACCACACCAAAAUCUGUACAAUUAUACAAAAAGGCUAGACAUGCUGAGGACGUUUUAACUAUUAGACUUUAUUAACAUGGCAUGAAAUGGAGGAUUCCGCAUGAUCCCUGCUGCUUUAUAUCUGCAUACAUUUAAUAACUUUCUUUCUCUUCCUGAUUUGGAUUCCCAUUGAUCCAUGUUAACAAGUAUUUACCUAAAAUGAUUAAAGUUCAAACUGUGUAUGUUUAA
This is a messenger RNA of Carassius auratus (goldfish), 4606 nucleotides long. Its product is annotated as dynactin subunit 1-like. Gene Ontology annotation, cellular component: kinetochore; spindle pole; axon. NCBI's taxonomy places the organism in Eukaryota, Metazoa, Chordata, Actinopteri, Cypriniformes, Cyprinidae. The transcript is spliced from 31 exons. Bases 409 to 4242 code for a protein of 1277 amino acids. The record is from RefSeq and is a predicted model, not a curated record. Gene Ontology annotation, biological process: establishment of mitotic spindle orientation; nuclear migration.